Brachypodium distachyon (stiff brome) is the source of this 2062-nucleotide messenger RNA. RefSeq names its product F-box/FBD/LRR-repeat protein At1g13570. The record is from RefSeq and is a predicted model, not a curated record. Gene Ontology annotation, molecular function: protein binding. The transcript is spliced from 3 exons. NCBI's taxonomy places the organism in Eukaryota, Viridiplantae, Streptophyta, Magnoliopsida, Poales, Poaceae. Bases 153 to 1730 code for a protein of 525 amino acids.
AAACCUUGUUCACACAAACCUCCGCUCCAAGACAAAACGGAAGCAGGCAUCUCCCACACCAAAAAGCGAAGCCCUUUCGUCGAUCUUCCUUCCACCUCCACACCGAUCCCAAAACCCUAGCCGGAGUGGCCAAGGAAGCGGCGGCGGCGGCGAUGAGCACCCCUGUCCCGAUGGACCGCGCGUCGGAGCGCCUGUGGCGGGAGCGGGGCCAGGACCCGCGGGACCUGGAGGCGCUCGUCGGCCGCAUCCUCUCCUACAUCCACACAGUCCUCCCGCGCCCGCCCUCCUCCGCCCACGGCCCCGCUCUCCUUGCCGCGCUCCUCCCGCACGACGACCUUGACCGUCUCUCCCUCCUCCCCGACGAGCUCCUCUGCAACGUCGUCUCCCGCCUCCCCGUCGCCGACGCGGCCCGCACCGGCGCGCUCUCCCGCAGCUGGCGCGGGGUCUGGCGCUCCGCGCCGCUCGUCCUCAUCGACUCCCACCUCCUGCGCUCCGGCGGAGCCCAAGACGACCCGGGACUGCAGGUGGCGCGGGCGGACGCACGGCGCGUGACAUCCGCCGUGUCCCGCAUCCUGGCCUCGCACCCGGGCCCCUUCCGCUGCGUCCACCUCACCACAAGCUACAUGGAAGAGUUCCGGGGCCUGCUUGCGCGCUGGCUCCAGCUCCUCGCCGUCAAGGGCGUCCAGGAGCUCGUCCUCGCCAACCGCCCGUGGCCGCUCGACCUCGACCUCCCAGCCGCCUUCUUCGGCAUGCCCACCCUCACCCGCCUCUACCUCGCCCUCUGGAAGUUCCCUGAAACGGCUGGACUGCCACGCGCUGCCGGCUUCCCCAACCUCCGCGAGCUCGGCCUCUGCACCGUCGUCCUCGAGGCCCGGCACAUGGACUUCAUCCUCGCCAGGAGCCCCGUGCUGCAGAUCCUAUGCCUCCAGGGUAACUUGCUCAUGGAUCGCCUCACCCUCCGUAGCCACAGCCUCCGCUGCGUGCAGAUGAUCUCAGCCUCCGAUCUGGAAAUUGGUCUGGAGGACGCCCCCCAGCUCGAGCGUCUCAUCAUCUGGUCUGCGAUGGGAUCCAUCCGCGAAGGAAUCACAGGCUCGUGCAAGAGAAUCACGAUUGGACAUGUCCCCAUACUAAGCAUAAUUGGCUACUUGGAGCCAGAAUUGCACACGCUAGUGGUCGGCAACACCAUCAUCAAGGCUGGGACAAAGGCGAUUCCAACAACCAUGGUACCAACUGUCAAGAUCCUUGGCUUCAAAGUGCGUUUCGGUGUCCGCAAGGAAGCCAAGCUGUUGCCUUGCUUACUCGGAUGCUUUCCCAAUGUUGAGAGGCUGCAUAUCGAGUCCAAGAAAACUUCUGAGCCCACUGGCAAGCUCAGUGUCAAGUUCUGGGAGGGGUCCGGUGCCAUCGAAUGUGUCCAGUCACACAUUAACUUGUUGAUCUUUCGUAACUUCAGAGGGGAGCGGAGCGAGCUUUCCUUCCUCAAGUUCUUCCUGGAGAGGGCACAUAAGCUGAAAAGGCUGGUGAUUGUGUUUGGCAAAGGAACCUUCACUUCAAUGUCCGAGGCCAAGUCCAAGGUGAAACCUCUCUACGACGCAAAAUGGGCCAGUAAAUGCUGUUCACUGCUACUCUUUGAGUGUUUCUUUGCUGAAGGUCAAGGAGCUGAGUUAGAGAACUUUGAAAGAGGAUCUAACUUUUCAGUGAGGGACCCUUUUGCCGUCAUCGUCAGAGCUUAGUUUCUAAGUGCUCUGUUGGUGCAUCUACAUGAAAGACACUGUUUGGGAAUUGGGAUCACUGGCUUGUGUUUUUUGGAAAUCCGGCAGGGUUCUUGGUUCUGUUGGCAGUAUUACCUUCAAAUGUUUAAGUCAGUAGUACCUUGCAACGGAGAAGUUUUCAUGUAGUUCAUUUAUUUAGCUUUGUCCUGCAGUUGACUAUGUGAUAUGUUUAUAUAUCACAGAAUUCUGCUAAAUGUGUGGCAGAUAUUCGUUAGACAGAUAUUUUAGCUAAUCCAUGCUUUGUUUACCGUUUAUUGCUUGAAUAUUGUGCCAUUCAGCCAUUGUGCCUUCAA